CGGAGCGGGGCUAGGCUGGCGGCGGGGAUGCGCGGGAGCGGCGGGCAGCCCUGCCCUGCCCUGAGCCAGCACCGGUAGGAUCCAGUGCUUUGCUGCUGCAGUGCACAUAGCUCUUCCCAAAUCAGUGGGAUAAUUCCUGUGUUUACAGCUAAAUUAUGCCUAAAAGCUCCAAUGCAUCAAGAUGGCUAAGAUGUGUUAAGGCCCAGAGGUUUCAGGCCCGCUGAGAACUGGGUGCCUGGGGCUGUGACCAGGAGGGACCCGUCGCAGAGUGCUGGCACUCCUUAAAAAUCCAACAAGUGGGAAAUGACAAGUUUGAGGAACAGACUGCAGAACUGGACAUUCAGUAUCUGUGCAGGACUUUGAAUGCAGAAGUCACCACUAUGACCCCCAGCUCUUAUACUGUGCUUUUUACUUAUAGCCAUGUAAGAACCUAAACAAGGAGACAUAAAUUAUUGACCAGAGAAUGGCCCACCGAAGCCCAAUCUUCCCAACUCUUGCCCCUUCUGAAAGACGGGUCCGAAACAUCCCGCUGCACAGCCAGGCGCUGACAGCGGUGCCGCUGGCAUCCGCCAGCCUGGUGGAUCAGCUGGAGGACAGAAUCCUGAGCCAUGAGAAAACAACAGCAGCUCUUGUGGAACACGCUUUUCGCAUUAAGGAGGACAUUGUUUCCACGCUGCACAGAAUGCAGAACAAAGGGGGGGGUGACCGGUUGGCAAGGCAACUCCUGGAGGAGCACAUCCGAAACAUAACUGCGAUAGUGAGGCAGCUCAACCGGGACAUCGAGAUGCUGCAGGAACAGAUUCGUGUCAGAGACAAUCUCAGCUAUGGAACAAAUUCUACCCUGAAGAGUCUUGAAAUGCGUCAGCUUUCUGGCCUAGGAGAUCUUCGGGGAAGAGUUGCAAGGUGUGAUGCUGGGUUAGCCAGGCUGUCUGCAGAGCAUAAAAUUACAUAUGAAAGACUUCAGAGUCUAAGUAAAGACCAACACACCUCCAAGCUGAUCUUAGAAUCUAAAAUCAAAGAGGCAGAAAUACAGAUUUCUCAUCUUUUGAGCAGAGUAGAGCAAUCAAUAAUGCAACAAGAAGCAAAGCUGAAGAUUGCCUACAAAGAGAGCAACCAACAGCUGCAAGUUCUGGACACAAAAUUGAAAGAUGCUGUUGAAGAGCUCAGCAAUCAGAUUUUGUCUGCUCGGAGCUGGUUGGAACAGGAACACGGAAGGACUGAAAAGGAGCUUGUGCAAAAAAUCGACCAGCUCUCACUGACUUUUAAGGAAAGCACUGAAAUGAAUGAGAGAGGUAUUGAGAUGAAAUUCAACCAAAUGGCAGAGAAAAUUGAGAGAAUAGAAGAAAUGCAGAAGAUAACCAUGGAGGCACAUGAAACAAAACAGACUGAAGAAAAGAUAAAUAUUCGCAUUGUCAAACUUCAAAAUGAGAUAAAUGAAGACAUAAAAGAAAUGAAAGCUGAAGUCAAUGCUGGGUUUGCAGCUAUCUAUGAGAGCAUUGGGUCUCUACGGCAAGUUCUGGAAGCAAAAAUGAAGCUGGACAGAGAUGAACUCCAGAAGCAGAUCCACCAAAUGAAGCAGGAGGUUCCAAGAUGGGGAGAAGCUGGACCAUGACUGCAAGAUUUUGUCUGAGAGAUUAGUGUUUACCUGGCUAGCUAGGCAGACUCUAGUGUUUUUCCAGUCUGUAAUGCCAAUUACCUGCAUGUACCAAAUGACAUGCUGCUGCUGCUGCUGCUGCUGCUGCUGCUGCUGCUGCUGCACAGGUGUUUGCUCCCAGCAGUAAAUACAAGCUGUUCUUGGAUAACUGGCAAUGAGCCUGUGGAGCUGAGGUGCUGCUUUGCCACUGCACUACUCCAGUUGCUGUCAGGAAAUUUAGCACUGUGUAAAACUGGAGUAAUGCACUGCUGAAGCUGGCAGCUAGUUUGCUAAAGGCAUUCCAGUUUUGCAGGCUUGAUCAGGCAGCUAUA
Messenger RNA from Serinus canaria (Common canary), 1965 nucleotides. It is a transcript of the gene FAM81A, whose product is annotated as family with sequence similarity 81 member A. The transcript is spliced from 10 exons. The coding region runs from base 464 to 1612 and encodes 382 amino acids. NCBI's taxonomy places the organism in Eukaryota, Metazoa, Chordata, Aves, Passeriformes, Fringillidae. The record is from RefSeq and is a predicted model, not a curated record.